AUGAUGAACGGAAGUGUUGGUUUGCAACAACAACCAUUUAUUAGCUCACUAUCAACAGCUAAUUCCAACAACUACCAACCUGCAUCCGUCCCUGCACCAGUCAUGUCAAAUGGUACAGAAGAGGAACCAGAAGCUAAAAUACCAAAACCCGAAGUGAAUGGAAAUGCAUCAUUCACUACUGCACCGUAUGAUUUCAAUCAAGUUGGAACUUUAAUCUCAGGUCCUGGUUCAAGACUUGGUAUUUUAGGUGCACUUGCUGCUCCUUUAAUCAAAUUGAGUACGGAACAAAAUGAAGCUGUUGCCAAAGCCAAAAAAUAUGCUAUGGAACAAAGUAUUAAAAUGGUAUUAAUGAAACAAACAUUAGCCCAUCAACAACAACAAGCCAAGUCAUUCCAUCGGCACCAAGCUUUAAUAUUAAUGUGCCGAGUGUAUGUUGGAAGUAUUAGUUUUGAACUUAAAGAAGACUCAAUUAAGCAAGCAUUUUCACCAUUUGGUUGUAUUAAAUCAAUUAACAUGUCUUGGGAUCCAAUUACUCAAAAACACAAAGGUUUUGCAUUUGUAGAAUAUGAAAUACCAGAAGCUGCUCAGCUUGCACUUGAACAAAUGAAUGGAGUAAUGCUUGGUGGUCGAAAUAUAAAAGUUGUUGGGCGUCCUAGCAAUAUGCCACAAGCACAAUCUGUUAUUGAUGAGAUUCAGGAAGAAGCUAAACAAUAUAAUCGUAUUUAUGUAGCAUCUAUACAUCCAGACUUAACUGAAGAUGAUAUAAAAAGUGUAUUUGAAGCAUUUGGCCCAAUUAGGACAUGUAAACUUGCGCAAGGUAGUACACCAAACAGACAUCGUGGCUAUGGUUUCAUCGAAUACGAGGGUCGUCAAGCGGCUAUUGAAGCAAUAUCUUCAAUGAAUCUUUUUGACCUUGGAGGGCAGUAUUUAAGAGUCGGGCGUGCCAUUACUCCUCCAAAUGCGCUUCAUGGUCCUUCAUCUUCAAGUCAUAUGCCUACAGCUGCUGCUGUUGCAGCUGCAGCAGCUACAGCAAAAAUUCAAGCGAUGGAUGCAGUUGCUACUAACGCAGUUUUAGGUUUAAGUAAAUUAAGUUCUCAAUUAGGUGCUCAAACUGCUGUCUUACCUGGUUUACAACAGUUACCUACUACAUUAGGUAUAACUCCUGCUGUUCCAGCUGCUACUAUACCUCCGCCAGGAAUUGCUAUACCACAACAAAUUAGAGCUCCGGUACCAAUAAUACCAGGUACCACAGGAUUGAGUCCAGUUAUUCAACAAUCUAUACCUCCGCCAACACUUAUAAAUCCUACGCAAUUAGCUGCCCCUGUAAUUCCAACAGUAACAGCAGAUGCACAAAAACGGGCUGAUCAACAAAAAAAACAAGAAGAAUUACAAAAAAAAUUAUUGGAAGAAACUGAACCUCAAACAUUACAACAACAAGAAAACAUGUCUAUUAAAGGACAAAGUGCUAGACACCUUGUUAUGCAAAAAUUAAUGCGGAAAACUGAGAGUAGAGUUGUUAUACUCAGAAACAUGGUUGGAGUUGAAGAUAUAGAUGACAGUUUACAAGAAGAAAUUCAAGAUGAAUGUAGCAAAUUUGGUGUAGUUGAACGUGUUAUUAUUUAUAAAGAAAAACAAUCAGAUAGUGUAGAUGACGAUUCAGAUACAAUUGUAAAAAUAUUUGUAGAGUUUACACAGAUGUCAGAGGCCGAACAAGCUCGUGACUCCCUAAAUGGUCGAUUCUUUGAUGGACGUUUAGUUAAAGCUGAACUUUAUGAUCAAGCAUUAUUUGACCAUAGUGACUUUUCUGGUUGA
Messenger RNA from Macrosiphum euphorbiae (potato aphid), 1812 nucleotides. The record is from the annotation of a GenBank genome assembly. NCBI's taxonomy places the organism in Eukaryota, Metazoa, Arthropoda, Insecta, Hemiptera, Aphididae.